Messenger RNA from Triticum dicoccoides, 2130 nucleotides. RefSeq lists its product as uncharacterized. The transcript has 2 exons. Lineage: Eukaryota; Viridiplantae; Streptophyta; Magnoliopsida; Poales; Poaceae. The record is from RefSeq and is a predicted model, not a curated record. Bases 73 to 822 code for a protein of 249 amino acids.
ACCAGCCCCCAAUCUAUAACACCUAAAAAAAGAAAUUCUCAGAAAACAAAAGUUUGUUUCAUUCGGCACCAAAUGGAACGCUACCUUAUCCCCCAGUACUCUCUCGGUCUCUCCUCUCCUCUCCACUCACUCAACCUCUCUCGCUCCCGGUCUCCCCUCCCUUCCCCCGGCGCAUCCGCCGCGCGCGUCGAUGAGCUCCUGCCGCAACCGUGCGACUCCGACCAUCGACCACCGCAUUUGUUGCAUGCAUCGGCAGUUGCCGCGCGACGAAGAUCGCCGCUGGUCCUGCAACAGCCUCGGCUGGAGGAGGACGAUAGGUACAUGGCGAAGGACGCUCAAGUAAGAGGAGCGGCCCCAAUGGUGGCGGCCUCGAGCACCGGGAUAAGUGCAGGCUGGGGAUGCAGGAGAGGUGCAGCGCGGGGCUCGGGGCUCCGACGAGCUGGGUGCGGCGCGACGGACGACGACGGACGCAGGGACUCAUUGAUCCGGGCGCUGGUGCUCAAUCCGGUCCCGUUCCGGCCGGAUCCGCGGCGGUGCUCAUCUCCGGCGAGGUGGCCGGUGACUCGCGGGCCGACGGCGGCGCAAGACCACGGGAGGAGCUCAUCUCACGCGAGGUCCUGUUGGCUUCGGUUGCCGGUGGCUUACGCAGGGGUGGCGGGGGUCCAGCAUCAUGGAGCCUCUUCGAGGGCGAGGAAGCAGACGGUGACGAUAACUUUGAGGCCGGCGGGGGCACCGUCUCCGCGUUCGAUGGUCGUGGUGAACGCCGUGGGCUCCAACGCGGCCGCCGUUGGCUCUAUCCCCUACCGGGCAUUACUCAAGUGAGCUGAUGAAGUAAGAGGAAUCCAGAGGCGUGGGAUUUGCACUGUGUAUCAUUUUAAGCAUGGUUGGCCGCAUCGUUGGCUCCUCUUGAAAGCACAUGUACUACUUGCACCAAGAGGUAAUUUCCAGUUAAAUUCUCUCCCUUACCUUAGUUAAUAGCCUGGGUUAAAACCGUAGUUCCUGUUGUUAGCUAGAUUUUUGUGUGCUAACACCAUUGUGUUUAAGAACAUGUUGUGAUGUUCGUUCUGAUUUGUAUAUAAUUUUUGUAUUUCUGCAGCAAGAAUUUAACAGUAGAAAAGCCGUAUCAACUAUAUGUAUGCCCCAAUGCGAUCAACAACAAAAAAUUAUGCUCGCAAUUACCUGGCACGGGCACUGGAGUCAUUUGGGAAGGAUGCUCAAGAUUAGGAAUGUCACCAAGAGGGGCUCGGCUAGAGUUAUCACCAAGAGGGGAUAGGCACAGAUUUGUCGCCUCCAUAUCUUCAAGCGUCAUGGUCUGUCGGCGCUUGUAACGAAAUAAAAUAAACCAUUAUUAUUUCUGUGAACUGUACACAUUAAAUAUAUACUGGGCCAAAAUCUAACUUUGAAGCAUGCGAUCAGGUUAGGCGAGAUAAUCUACAUCUGCACUAUUAGAUUAGUACAUUGUCAUACUUUGCUUCAAUGAAAAACACAGCAUCAGUGAUACAACUUUGUUUCACUAAUUGAUCAGUACAUAUGUUUUUCAACCAUUAGGUUUUUGACCAGGUAUAUUUGUCUCGAAUGGAAGGACAAACACAAAGAACCAUUACAUCAAGAAGCUAUCAAGCUUGAGGGUCUCACAUAUUUUCACGACGCUUUCUGAAGUGUAAGUUACUAAGUUGAAAUCUGUUCUCUCAGCACUAUUUUAUCAUGUAUGAUAUUUUUAUUCUUUCUUUCCCAGAACUUAUCUCUUUCCUUGUGUUGGAAAUGAUAUUUUAUAUGGUUACUUGACGGUAUGAGCCAGAGCUAUUUCCUAGUCUGAUUUCUCCUGGGUGUACUCUGCUUUCUGAUGUCUGAUUUGAUGACAAGAAUAUUGUGUCGACGGUCAGCGCCUGGAUUGUAAAUUGGACUUAAAAGCAAAUAGCUCUUUAGGCACGUAAUGCAGAUUAUAACCCCAAGGUAAAAUCAUUAACCUAAUGCAUUCUUCAUGAUGUUGGCUUUUUCCCCUUACUGGGCCUGUGAUGCUAUAUUUCCAAAAACAUCCAAAUUUUAUCACUUUGGUAGCAUCCACAUGGCUUUGUGAAUCCUGCUGUGUAGAUGGUGGAUAGCCUGGUAAAAGAGUAGAGACUUUGUACA